Molecule: messenger RNA, 909 nt
Organism: Musa acuminata AAA Group (dessert banana)
Lineage: Eukaryota; Viridiplantae; Streptophyta; Magnoliopsida; Zingiberales; Musaceae
Exons: 1
Coding region: 1-909 (302 amino acids)
Source: RefSeq, a predicted model, not a curated record
AUGGACGAAAAGAGGCCAAAGGCUGGACAUUCCCGAGGAACGACCUCAGCAGCCCCGGUGCAACCCCGUCGGAGGCCCGACCGACAAGAGUUGCUACUCCCAAGGCCCUUGCCUCUCCCUUUGAACGCCUCUCGUACCGAGAUCUUCCUUCAAAUCAGGGAGAAGGGUCUCUUGCGACAGCCCAACCCCAUGAAAGCAACUCACAAAGACCGGUCCAAAUAUUGCAGGUUCCACCGGGACUACGACCAUGACACGGAAGACUGCCGCGACCUCCAGCAUCAAAUCGAAGACCUGAUUCGAAGAGGUCACCUCGGGCAUUAUCUCAAGGAACCCCGGGAAGCAACUCCACGCUCUAGGGGACCUAUUGAAAGACAGAUCGACGUCCUCUCUGGAGGACCAGUAGCCGAUGGCAGUAGCUUAACGGCGAGGAAGGCCUAUGCCCGCAGUGCGGUCAAGAAACGUCCCCGACUCGAGCUCGAGCCUGAAAUCACAUUCGGAGUCAAAGAGGUUGAGCGCUCCCAUCAUGAUGAUGCUCUGGUGAUCUCCAUCCAAGUCGCCAAUACUCGGGUCAAAAGGGUAAUGGUUGAUAUCGGGAGCUCUGUCGACAUACUAUACCUAGACGCCUUCAAGAAGCUUAGUUUGACCAAGGAGGACCUCAUCCCCAUGGCAUCAGCACUCACUGGGUUCGCGAGGGAUUCUAUCUCCCCGCUCGGGACCACCAUCCUUCCUGUCACCAUUGGGGAAGAGCCAAGGGCCAAGACAAUAAUGACUACCUUCAUGGUAGUCGACCUACCCUCGGCCUACAACGUCAUCCUCGGCCGACCGACGCUCAACAAGCUGAAAGUGAUGGUGUCUACCUACCACCGGGCCAUUAAGUUUCCAACAUCGGUAGGGAUUGGGGAAUCAUAA